AUGACGUCAUCGCGGCGGGACGCUCGCGAGCGUCGCACGUGGAGGGAGGCUGCGGCGGUGGUCGCUGCGAUGCGGCCGGACGAGGAGGCGGGCAGGGCCGAGCCUGAGCCGGCCGCGGAGCUUUUGCCGCCCGGGAACGGAGGAGGAGCUCCUGCCUUGGCGGUUCCCCGGCCCGAGGAGCCUCGGGGGGCUGCUGGGGGGAAGAAGCGGAAGGGAGCGGCCGCCAUCGUCCCUAAAGGGAAGCCUAAAUCAGGACGGGUGUGGAAAGACCCCGGCAAGAAGCGAUUUUCUCAUAUGAUUCAGGACAAGCCUUUGCAUACCUCUUGGGAACGCAAGAUGAAGGAACGUCAAGAGAAAAAGGCGGUCAGAGAUUUUGCCCGGCAGCUGGAGGAAGAAAAACAGAGAGAGCGUGAGAAGAAAAAACAGCGACGAGAAGAGAACUUAAAACGACGGUUGGAAAAUGAGAGGAAAGCGGAGAUUGUGCAAGUGAUUCGGAAUCCACUGAAACUGAAGCGUGCAAAGAAGAAGCAGUUGCGCCGCAUUGAGAAGCGAGACACGCUGGUUCUGUUGCAGAAACGCCAGGCACAGCGCAAAGCAGCCAAGGAAUGA
Molecule: messenger RNA, 609 nt
Organism: Euleptes europaea (tarantolino)
Lineage: Eukaryota; Metazoa; Chordata; Lepidosauria; Squamata; Sphaerodactylidae
Gene: CCDC86
Product: coiled-coil domain containing 86
Exons: 4
Coding region: 1-609 (202 amino acids)
Cellular component (GO): nucleolus
Source: RefSeq, a predicted model, not a curated record